This is a messenger RNA of Amphimedon queenslandica, 3016 nucleotides long. RefSeq names its product tyrosine-protein phosphatase non-receptor type 21-like. The record is from RefSeq and is a predicted model, not a curated record. NCBI's taxonomy places the organism in Eukaryota, Metazoa, Porifera, Demospongiae, Haplosclerida, Niphatidae. Gene Ontology annotation, biological process: protein dephosphorylation. Gene Ontology annotation, molecular function: protein tyrosine phosphatase activity. The coding region runs from base 316 to 2877 and encodes 853 amino acids. Gene Ontology annotation, cellular component: cytoskeleton. The transcript is spliced from 24 exons.
UAGUGGUGGAGCAUAUCAUAAUAACAAGCUUACAUUGGAGUGGAAAAGCAGAAAGAGAGAGGAAUUUGUGUUUGGCCGUCCCCUGGAAAGACGAAGGGAGACGACCAUAGCAAUCUAACUGCUCGCUGCGGUACAGCAGGAACAAGGAAUAACCGAGUGUCCCGCCGAAGUACAAGCCCUGCCCUGGUUUUAUUUUGAACUCGAGGGACGCGUUGAUAAGAAGAGAGUCUAGUGAAACCAAGGCUCGUGGACACAAGCUGUUGCUCCUGGUUUACCUUUGCCAGUAAUAAUCUACAAGAGAGGUUCAUAAUCAGAAUGCCACGACUGUUUCGGAAGAGCCAACGUUACAAUGUGGCCAAGAACUCUUGGGUAUCAAAGAUCGUUCUGCUUGAUAACACAUCAAUAGAGAUCAACCUUCAACCUGACGUUACAGGAGCAGACUGUCUGGAGAGAGUGGCACAAUGUAUGGACAUCUUUGAGAUUGAUUAUUUUGGUCUCCAGUAUCAGUGUAAGGAUGGUUACGAUCGGUGGGUGGACAGAGAGAAAUCGCUCCGGAAGCAACUUGACAAGCAUCACGUGGGCGGAGCUGGUGCCAGAAAUGCUGAGUUGAGGUUUCUAGUCCAGUACUACGUGACCAACAUCAGCAAAUUGGAGUACGAAGUGACCAGGUAUUUGUACUUUCUUCAGUUGAAGCACAGUGUCAUAAAGGGAGACUUGAAGUGCUCCAGUGACAUGGCAGUCAAAUUGGCAUCCUAUGCCUUGCAAGCUGAGUUUGGUGAUUACGAUGCUCUCAUCCAUACUCCUGAAUUCCUUGAUGAUCACAUUCUUUUCCCAUCUUCAAUGGAGCCAGAAUUUUUAGGACCAGCUCUACACCAAAAGGUAUCAAGACUAUACCAAAGACACAGAACAAUGUCAGCAGCUGCUGCUGAGCUGAUGUACAUAAAAUUGGCACAACAACUACCGGAAUAUGGACAUGAGCCUCUACAAGAGAUUGAGGUCAAUGGUACAAGGAUAUGGAUUGGUGCCUGCUUCAUUGGUAUAUUUAUCAAACACAGCAACGGGCAGCCAACAGUGUACUUCAAGUGGCCAGAGAUUGUGAAGAUGAAAGUGAAGGAUAGAUGCUUUGCAAUUGAGACCCAUCAUGACAGUAUCUACUUUAAGAUGGCAGACACACCAACAGCUCAGUAUGUUCUGGAGAUGAUGGUACAGCAACACAUGUUCUUCCAAACUGAGUAUCUUGACAUCAAAUGGAUAGCAAGAAGGAAUGGAAAGAAGAAGUCAGUUUCACUCAAUGAUAUUCGAUUACAUGCACUGAAACAAAGCGACAAGAAGAAAAAAGAGGCAGGAAGUUUAAGGAAAACAGAGGAAAGAGAGUCAAAGUUCUCAAGACCUUUGGGUAAAAGAGAUAGUCUACUGGAACCACUCUCUCCCUCGCACCACGGAUUAGAAGAGGAUCUGUCACCACGUGAAAUUGUGCUGACCACACCUCCAGGGGCCGUUUCAGACAGUACGGCAUGUUUGACGCCCACGGCUUGGAUGGAAGGAGCCGAAGAGAGAGAGAAAGAGGAGGAGAAACCAACCAUGAAGAAGAAGAGAGAGAAGGGGCUAGGGAGGACAGGUGUGCUGGAGUGUAUACCUGUGAAUGAGGAUGGGAUUGAUAUCGGAGAACCAAUUUGUACCUCACCAACUGAUAUGGUAACUGUUAAUGAGGCUACUAUUGACACUAGAGAACAUCACAAUGCUGUUGGAGGAGAAGUUACUAGUAGUAUUCCAAAUCUCAGUCAUCCACUACCACCACCGAUAAUGCACCAUCAAGUCUCUUCAGCUAAUGGAGGCAGCUCAGGAAGUCAAGAAAGCUUUGAACUCUCACACACAAAGAAAGAAUAUUUAUCAGCUUCACUGAACCAGUUGGACUCACGAACUCCUCCAAACACACUAAAACUAACCAAAACUCCUCCACCUCUUCUCUCGCCUGACACACAAUGGGAACAAGAGGCAACUAGUGGAACAAGAGACAAGAGAGCACAGCAUCUUGAAAUGAUACUACAAUCCGGGAAAGUCUAUCCUGAAUUUGAAGAGAUACCCCCAAUGUCACUGGAUGCUGAUACUAGUGCUGGUUCUAAUCCCGUUAAUGCUAAAAAGAACAGAUAUAAAGACAUCAUUCCUUAUGAGCAUAACAGAAUUAGAUUGAAUCCUAAUAAGAACACUGGAUCUAAUGAUUACAUUAACGCAAGUCUAGUAUCAUACAGUGUUGGGUCGCAGCACCGUAGCUAUAUUGUCUGUCAGGGUCCACUUGAAAUCACUUGCUGUGAUUUCUGGCAGAUGAUUUGGGAACAGAAAACACAACUAAUACUAAUGCUGACAAACAUAAUAGAGAACGGAAAGACAAAAUGUCACCAGUACUUUCCGAAUGAUGAAGAAAAUGCAAAGCACGUCCAGUUUGAACAAUAUCGUAUCUCAACUAAGUUUGUGGAGAAAUCCCCAUCAGUAAUCACAAGGUGUUUUACAGUCCAUUACAUGCCAACGAGCGAGGAGAGAGAAAUAAUGAUCUUGCAGUACAUUGAUUGGCCGGACCACGGGAUACCGCCAGAUCCACAACCUUUUAUAAGUUAUCUUAGAAUGGUUAAAUCUCUUCGAUACAAGUUUGACGAGUCGAUACCGAUUGUCGUUCACUGCAGUGCUGGAGUGGGAAGGAGUGGAGUCCUGGUAUUAUCGGACAUGUUGACUGAGACCUAUGACUGUGGAGAGGUAAUUGAUAUCAAGUCCUCUCUAGCUCGAUUGCGUCUUCAGAGAAUGCACCUGGUACAGACACUUGGACAGUAUCGCUUCCUCUACACCGUCAUCAUCAAAUACAUUAAUAAUGCAAGGCUCAUCUGAGAUUAUUAACUUUAUUUAUUAUUGUUGUUGUUGUUGUUAUUAUUAUUGAUUUUUUAACCCUCCAGACUCUACAUAGAUGUAUGAUAUAUGAUAUGAAUUAUUGUUAUUGUUUUUUCUUAUAAACAGUUGCAUACAUGUA